AAUUCGAUUAAAUGGUAAUUUUAAAGUUGUGACAAAACUUCAAAUCAAAAUCGCACCAAAGGUAUGAACGACAAUUUUAAAGGAAUUUGAUCGUGUGAACUGAUACUAAUGUAACGUAAAAAUCCAAAUCCUUAAUGCCUAUUAAUAGCAACUGAAUUGGAAUAAAUAAGUGUGGAAACACAACGCAUAUCUGUCAGUAUUAUUGUGUGUUCCCGAAUGACACAGCGAAACCUCAAAUCUGUUGUCUCAAAUGUUAGACUUGUCUAUGGAUAUAUUUGACCGGCUGAUUGAAAACAAAGUUGCAUAAUUUUUCUCAUUUCAUCCCAAUGUUUUUUUAGAUACAAAAAUGUGAUUUAUUUCUAGCAUAAUUUUACCAUAAUUAUCGCUAAAAAAACUCAUAUAUGUAACUUCUCUAGUGAAUUUUAGUGGCCAUUUUGUACACAGAGAGGACGAUAUAACGUGAGGGCUAUAUGAGCCAAGUCAUCCUAUCUUACAAUAAAUGGGUUUGCGGCUAGGCCACAGGUCUUAGGCCCAAAAUUAAUGGUUUUCAAAGGUUGAGGUAAGGCGUGGGGACAAGAGUAAAAUCUUGUUUUAUCUUCAUCAGUUGUUUUGCUAGUAAGAUUAUUUCAUAUACCAAAAGGGCACAGAUUUAUGCUAAAAAAAUCAAUCUAUUUGACACAAAAGAAACUCCUGUUGUUAGACUUAUGUGGCUGGGACAUGGCAGGACAAUGCCUUGCAAGAAUCAAUAUAUAGAGUAACAUUUUUUGUGCAUAUUAUCUGUUAGCUGAGUCCGGGUAAUUUCGCGCGUCGCGUUAUUUGAAUGUACCAACUUUAUUCUUAACAUUCACUGACUGUUUCAUAUAUUAUUAAAUUGACUUUUUUUGGGGACCCAGCCAUUGCUCUUUAUUGGUCCCGGCAAAUACGUUACAGGCAUGCCUCUUUUGCUAAGCAUCGCCGUAAACCAGAGUAUCAAUGUGGAUGGCUGGAAGAACCACUGUUAACGCCAAAUCUUUAGGGCGGAGCACUCGGCUAGUAAGUGCUCGACUUUCUACGGCGCCUGUCCACAGUGACGGCAGUUCUGGUCCCGAAUCGGAUGUAACCUAUUCAGGUAGCUCCGGGUUAGGGCAGUGCUCUGUCCACAUUGUGUUACGAGGCGUUGGUGGUGGCGUUGAAGACGUCACCUGUGAGCGUCUUCUCUAUUUGGUCUGGGCAUAGUGACGCCAUGGCCAACGAACGUGUACUUGGUUCUCAUUUACUUGUCCUUGUAUUUUGUCUACUUCAAUUUCUUUUCAAAGUUUUUAGUUUGAUGUUAAAUGUCCUCGUAUUCAAUCCCUUCUUGGGUUUGUUCAUUUGGAGUUUUAGGUAAUGAGCAAGCGUUUCCAAGUAAAAAAUAAUAUUCUAUACAGUUUAAUGUCACAUUUUUUAUAAUUUUUAUACAUUUAAAAACAUGUUUAAACCUAAAUACCUUAUAAACAAAAUUGUAUCUAAAAACAAUGAAAUUCUUGUCAGUAUAUAAAGAUAUCUGUUAGGACACUUAGUCCAAUAUGCAGUGUCUGUUUAUUGUAUGGUGUUGACAAAAGUGUUAAAGCGCUGUUGCUGAAGAUCAAACAAGUAUUAAGCAAACAAAGCAAAUGCGGAUAAUUUCAAUUUUACUUUGUCUUCCGAUUACUUGAUAUCAAUUUAUAUUUUUGAUUCCGAACAUCGUGAUGUGUGUCCCACUACUUAUUAUUUACAGGGAAUAGUGAAUUUAGUCAGAUAAGACAUUGGUUGUCAUAUGUGCUGCUACGAGCAUGCGUUAUGUUAUAUGACAAACACUAAAUGUCAUAUGACACACACGUAAUACCAUAGGACACACACGUCACGUCAUUUAACACACACAAUUUAUCUCAACACAGCAAUAUUACGACGAUUUGUAUCAUCUUUUUGGCGUAUCUAUUAAAUUAUUUCAACAUAGUUGUUGCAUUGCUCGCUAAAUAAGUUUUAAAAAUAACGAUCAAUAACUGGUAUCCCAGGCCAAUCACAUACUCAUAAACAAAACUAACUUCGGAUCUUCUUUCAAAAUAAAUAAAUAAUAAAUAACAGGUAUCCCUGCCCUCUCACAUACUCCCACAUCCACAAUCGCACAGACGCACCCAGAGAUUGUCGGCCUUUCUGAUCCACGAAUUACUUUGAAAUGAACAGACGUACACUUAUCACCAAGUUCAUCAUGUUGUGCAUAUGAUGUAUUGUAUCAUUCCGUGUAGCUAUCAGUACAUUGUAUACUAAAUACAGCUAACAAAAACGGUAGUAAAUUGGUGGCAAGAGAUUUUAAUGAAAUUUAUAAAUAUUUCAAACUUUAUUUAACAGUUUCUAAAAUAUGUACUUCACUUUGGAAUUUAACACAAGACUUUAAUAUUUGGGUUAGAUCAGCUUAGUAAAGUUAAAUUUGUCACAACAAGUGGCCAUCUGAUUCAACUUGUUUCCCUUCCUGGAAGUUAAGAUGUGAUUAUGCCAUUGUAUUAACCAAAAAAAAAUUAUUUUGUUCCACAUUGAAAAACAAAAUUUAAUUAGAAAGUAGUACAACAGAUAAAUAUCAGGAAUGAGUAAAUAUGAGAAGAGCGAGAAUAAAGUGUAACAUGUCAUCCCAAUGACUUAUAUCAACACAAAACAGAAUGAGUUAGAGAUUGUAUUUACCUAUGGGUUCUUAUGAUGUGCAGCUAUAACAAGCAAUGUUACCAUUGUAGCAAUAACACUUCUCACAAUCUUCAGAUGGCACGUCAUCUCCUUCAUGGUAUUCCUAAAAUAACAACAAUUCCCAUUCUGCAUCAGUUAAUUCUAAAAUAGUCAAUGAUAAUGUAUUAUAGUUUUUUAGUUGGGUUCAUUUAUUAGCUUUUUAAUACUGAAACAUAUAUUAACUUAAUUUGAAAGCCAAUCAAAUUAUCAGUAACUUAUUUUGAUUGAUACAUUCAAACAAGUCAUAACCAAGAAAGAUAAUAUAACUGAUAAUGUAAUAAAAUAACUUUAUCGUUUGCUUCCUUUAAAUUACAAACUUAUCUUCUUUUUAUAUUUAAAUAAAGACCGCCAGAAGGCCAAAAUUGCUCAAUAUCUUGCUUCUAUCAGGGGCAAUGUUUCUAUGUAGAACUGUGUGAUUUGUAUUUUAUCUUCUCACAGGCUCUAAUUCUCUUUAAUAAUUUAAUUUGAAUAAUUUCUAGGUCUGAUUUGACAGACCAAACCCCAGUCCUGACAAAAGAUUUAAUUUGACAAACCAAACACCAGCCCUGACAUCAGAUUUGAUUUGACAGACAAAACACCAGCACUGACAACAUAUUUAAUUUGACAAACCAAACACCAGCCUUGACAUCAGAUUUAACUGGACAAAUCAAACACCAGCCAUGACAACAUAUUUAAUUUGACAGACCAAACACCAGCCCUGACAACAUAUUUUAUUUGACAGACCAAACACCAGCCCUGACAACUUUUUUAUUUGACAGACCAAACACCAGCCCGGACAACAUAUUUAAUUUGAAAGACCAAACACCAGUCCUGACGAGAUAUUUAAUUGACAGACCAAACACAAGCCUUGAUAACAGACUUAAUUUUAUAGACCAAACACCAGCCCUGGCAACAGAUUUUAUUUUACAGACCAAACACCAGUUCUGACAACAGAUUUAAUUUGACAGACCAAACACCAGUUCUGACAACAGAUUUAAUUUGACAGACCAAACACCAUCACUGACAACAGAAUUGAUAAAAGAUCCUGAACAAAAGUUUGAACCCAUUCCUGUACCAAACCCUGACCCCAAAGUUUAACCCAGCCCUUACACAAAGCCCUAAACUCAGGCUUGAACCCAGUUCUGACCCCAGCUUUGACCACAGACCUUACCCAGGCCCUGACCCAUGCCUUAAACCAACCCUUCGCUUCACAUUUUCAAACUUACUUGUCCAUCGAGCUGACACUUAAGUGGUGUACGUUGACACCUCAUCAAUGUGCACACAAUUCCUGUACCGUAACAGCUACAGUUAUUACAGGCGUCAACUUGAAUGCUACUAUUUUAGAAGUAAUCGUGACAUGUGCUCUUCUAUAGUGUGAUUAAAAGUGUGUGUAUCCUAUACAGAGGCGUAGCUAGAGUGUUUUGCGCCCGGGGACAAGAUUCGCGACCGGGGACAAGAUUCACUGUAAAGCGCCCCCUUUUCUAUUUUCAUCUCUUAAACCCAUUAUUUUCAUCAAUAAAAAAAUAUCAAAGCACAUUUUGGCGCCCCUCACUAGCUGGCGCCCAGGGACAUAUGUCCCCCCCUCCUGCAUCCCCUUCGCUACGCCUCUGAUCCUAUACACAAAAAUAAUUAUUGUUCUGAUAAUGUUUUCAAACUAAAAAAUCUAAAACAUACUUUGUUCACAAAAUGACUGAGAUGACGAGCCACCGAUCUCUUUCAAGGUUUACACUUGCAUUGUGACUUCGGCUGCUUUUAAAGAUAACAGAUCCCUAUCCCUCACACCCCCAACUCUUCCAGCUGUUGUUUUUAUCAAACAGUUACGGAACAUUAAACAACAUGGUCAUUUGAAACGUAGAAGCUCAUCCAAUAGUUGCCUUGAAGUUGGCAUAAAUCUAGAUGGCCCCAAUGGGAAAACCUUGAGAUAUGUGCAUAUUUUAUCAACAUGUUCAAUGCAUAUAGUGCAACUUGACGUCCACACUCACAGAAGCAAGUAUUCACACAUGAAAGCAUCGCUUAUAAUUGAGAAGGCCGUAUGUAAAUAGUGUACUAAAGUAUGACUCAAAAUAUUAUUUGUUUACUUUAUGAAUUAUGUAUAUUGUUGGCACUCUUUAUUUUGGAGAACAUAAUAAUCUGAGUUUAAUCAUUUUCUCUGGUUGCUUUUGAAUAAAUCAUCAUGUAUAAAUAAAAUGGCUCUAUUUUUAAUUUAUACUUUUAUAUUUACACAAUGAAAAACGACUUCUGCACUAUUUUCAAGAAUAUUAUUUGUAUCUAUUUUUGGGAACCUUUGAGUCACACGCUAUUUCGUUCAGUGGUUCUCAAAUUUAAAUUUAAUGUUAAUAUUUUUUUUUUAAAGUACGACAGAAACAAAGACACAUAAACACCGAUAGACCGUCAUAGACACAUACAAACAGACAUGCACACACACAUAAUAUGUCAUUUCUACUAUAGUAGCUACAACUCACUGAACAAUAUAAAUGUAUUAUGAACUCUGAAAAGUGUGUUACAAUGAAGUUAAUAAAAGGUAACAGGCUUCGAAUAUCUGAUGUUGAUGUACAUUGAUCGUUUGAGGGUUCGAAUAUCUGAUGUUGAUGUACAUUGAUCGUUUGACGGUUCGAAUAUCUGAUGUUGAUGUACAUUGAUCGUUUGAGGGUUCGAAUAUCUGAUGUUGAUGUACAUUGAUCGUUUGACGGUUCGAAUAUCUGAUGUUGAUGUACAUUGAUCGUUUGAGGGUUCGAAUAUCUGAUGUUGAUGUACAUUGAUCGUUUGACGGUUCGAAUAUCUGAUGUUGAUGUACAUUGAUCGUUUGAGGGUUCGAAUAUCUGAUGUUGAUGUACAUUGAUCGUUUGACGGUUCGAAUAUCUGAUGUUGAUGUACAUUGAUCGUUUGAGGGUUCGAAUAUCUGAUGUUGAUGUACAUUGAUCGUUUGAGGGUUCGAAUAUCUGAUGUUGAUGUACAUUGAUCGUUUGACGGUUCGAAUAUCUGAUGUUGAUGUACAUUGAUCGUUUGACGGUUCGAAUAUCUGAUGUUGAUGUACAUUGAUCGUUUGAGGGUUCGAAUAUCUGAUGUUGAUGUACAUUGAUCGUUUGAGGGUUCGAAUAUCUGAUGUUGAUGUACAUUGAUCGUUUGAGGGUUCGAAUAUCUGAUGUUGAUGUACAUUGAUCGUUUGACGGUUCAAAUAUCUGAUGUUGAUGUACAUUGAUCGUUUGAGGGUUCGAAUAUCUGAUGUUGAUGUACAUUGAUCGUUUGACGGUUCGAAUAUCUGAUGUUGAUGUACAUUGAUCGUUUGACGGUUCAAAUAUCUGAUGUUGAUGUACAUUGAUCGUUUGAGGGUUCGAAUAUCUGAUGUUGAUGUACAUUGAUCGUUUGAGGGUUCGAAUAUCUGAUGUUGAUGUACAUUGAUCGUUUGACGGUUCAAAUAUCUGAUGUUGAUGUACAUUGAUCGUUUGAGGGUUCGAAUAUCUGAUGUUGAUGUACAUUGAUCGUUUGACGGUUCGAAUAUCUGAUGUUGAUGUACAUUGAUCGUUUGACGGUUCGAAUUUUAUUUUGCAAGUUUCAAUUCUAUCAUAUGUACUGAUAUUUUUGAGACACGAACUAUGUUUUAGCAGCGGUUCUAAAUAUCUCUAAAUAAUUUGAGUAUAGUUACAAAGACACCUCCUUCUGGAGACACAGUUGCAGACACAUCUAUAAAAUCACAUGAAAUCUCUUGCAAAUAAACUGUAAGCCAAUAAAUAUAUAAUUAAGAUAAGAUUCUUUUAUUGAUACAAAUGAACUGAAUUAGUUUUGAUUGAAAUGGUAAUAUUGAUUAUCGACAUGUGGAAAAAACAAGAUUAAGAUAAAAACAAUUUUGUACUAAAACUUUAAAGGUACACAUUUUUACACAAGAAAGCUUAUUUAAAAUAAUGUCCAGGAACAGAAUCAUGGACGGAAAGGUUCUACCCUCUAUGAACAUUUUCCACCAGCGUAACAGGGCGAACGAGACAACUUGUGUUAGCAUCACAUCACAUACAAGACAGCUGGUGUUACCGUCACAAGACAACUAGUGUUACCGUCACAUUAUGUACAAGACAUCUAGUGUUACCGUCACAUUAUGUACAAGACAACUAGUGUCACCGUCACAUUAUGUACAAGACAACUAGUGUUACCGUCAUAUUAUGUACAAGACAACUAGUGUUAGUAUCACAUCACAUACAAGACAAUUAUUGUUAGCAAUUUAAACUUAUGAAAAAAGACAAAUUUCUCCAGUUGUAUAAAAGACUUUUUGAUUAAAAACUGAAUAACAGCUGCAUAUAAAAUAAUUUUGAAACGAUUCAUUAGAUUUGUGAUACGCUUUAGUACUAUGUAAUAAUUGUUUGAUGAAAAUGUACUUGAUGUCAAGUUUGGCUAAACAAAAAGGUGUGGAACAAACUUUUAAAGCUAUCUAUUAUAUAGCUAGAUAAUUUUCCCACGAUUAAAUAAUUCCACGAGCAAUCAGGUUUGUAUGAAAUAAAAAAUACUUUAAAUGUAAUUUGUAAGGCAAAUGAUUAUUUUAUUUUAUUUUUUAUUUAAUUUUAGCUUCAUGGUCAUAUUCCUUGCUGCACAGAGUCUUACUCACAAGAUAUGUUAAUUAUAUAUCGCAUCAUAUUUUGUAUAAGUGCUAGAGCCAAAACAAAACUUUGAGAACUAUGUACUGUUCUCUUCCAUAAACAAAUAAUACAUUCUGAUGACUUCAGCAAGAAUUUAAGUAUUUUCCUAAUGAUAUCCUUUUAUCUGUGUGUGAACUUUAAACAUAAUUUCUACUGGGAUGUUACCAUGUGAUUAUCACAGUAGCUAAACCUCGUCAAAUGUGAGUAAAGAAACAACAGCUGGGAGGUCCAAGGACAAUGCGGGGGGGGGGAGAGAAGUGAUAGAAAGGGUAGGGUAGAUGGGAUAACUUUAAAAGGCUGGAGUCUUGUAGGUAUUAAAACAGAUCGCUCGUUUGUCAUCUCUGAGGAUUAAACAUAAGUUCUACUGGGAUGUUACCAUGCGAUUAACACAGUAGCUAAACCACGUCAAAUGGGAGUAAAGAAACAACAGCUGGGAGGUCCAAGGACAAUGCGGGGGGGGGGGAGAGAAGUGAUAGAAAGGGUAGGGUAGAUGGGAUAACUUUAAAAGGCUGGAGUCUUGUAGGUAUUAAAACAGAUCGCUCGUUUGUCAUCUCUGAGGUUGUUGUUCUCUAAGGUUUGUCAUCUCUGAAGCUGUGGCCAUUAAGUUUUGUCAUCUCUGUAGCUGUGGUCACUACGUUUUGUCAUUUCUGAAGCUGUAGUCACUAAGUUUUGUCAUCUCUGAGGUUGUAUUUCACUAAGGUCUGUCAUGUUUGAAGUUGUGGUCACUAAGUUUAGUCAUCUUUGAAGCUGUGGUCACUAUUUUUUGUCAUCUCUGUAGCUGUGGUCACCAAGUUUUGUCAUCUCUGAAGCUGUGGUCACUAAGUCUUGUCAUCUGUGAAGCUGUGGUCACUAAGUUUUUUCAUCUCUGAAGCUGUGGUCACUAAGUUUUGUCAUCUCUGAGGUUGUAUUUCACUCAGGUCUGUCAUGUUUGAGGUUGUGGUCAGUUUAGUCAUCUUUGAAGCUGUGGUCACUAUUUUUUGUCAUCUCUUAGACUGUGGUCAUUAGUUUCUUGUGUGAAGAAUCUAAUAUAAACUUUUUAUAUAGUUUAUGAGAUAAAUAAAAAAAACUUUUAACAGAUCACAUUUCUCUUAUAAGAGAAUCAUCAUUUUUCAUUGUUAUUUUCAAAAGUUUUUCCUAAAAUAAUAAUAAUAUUAGCCAAAAACGUGAUAAAAAUGAUAUAAGAGUAGAAUUAAACCUCACAUAAUUCUUUCUUCAGAUUUCUUGACUGGGGAGGGAAGUCAAAUAUAUGCGUAAAGUUUUCACAUUUCUUUUUGAUUAAUUUCUUGACUUCAAUUAUUUUUUUUUUAUUUGUUACAAAACAAGUUACAAGGAUAAUUUGUAAUUGUAAAAAGAUUCAAAUUAUUUUAUAGUUACAUUUAAAUUAUUUUAAAAAAAAAACGUAGAGGUUGUAUAUUGAAUUUAUUGUAUAUCUGUCAUGCAAUUUGAACAUAUAAACGACUUGUUUAUUCCUUUUUUAUAAGAUACUCUCUAUACGACAGUUAAAUAAUACAACUUAUGUUUUCUUUUAUAUUGCAGAAAUUAAAAUGAAAUUUAUUCCUACAACCUUUGCCUUGUUGGUCUGUUGCAUCAGUGCUGUCUUUGGACAGUUAAAAGACGAUAUUGAGCCAGUCUGUCUCAUCAAUGGUGAGGUGAGUAGUGAAUAAGCUGUUCUUGUAUUUUGUGAUAUCAGAAGUAAAAAGCUGUCUUCUAAAAUAGUGAUGUGAAUAAUUUGUCUUGUAAAGUGUGUGGUAAGUAGUAAAUAAUAAGCUGCGUGCUUUCAAUAAUAACCACAGUUUUUCCAAUUAUUUUGAGUUGCUAAUAUUAUCAUACGGGGUAUUAUCAUUAGUUAAGGCUUCAUUAAUCUCAUUUUGUCAAUUUAUGUACCGUUUUGUCGUUAUUUUAAAAUGUUAACAUUAUUUCUGUGCUUUUGUGAAUAGCUGAGCAAUAUCAACAAUAUUCAAUAAUUUAUUAAAAUGUACAGUAACUAUCAUCAGUACAAACCCUAGUCAGAAAAUGGCGUCGAUACAAAUUCAAUUAGAAAAUUUCAUAAAUACAAAAAAGAAAAAAAAAUCUGAUAAAUCGUGCUUCGCGUACUACUUUGUUACAUUCCAACAUGACCAUGAUGUUUCUGUUUAAGCGCUUCAACCAAGGACAGUUUGUCGGGGAUCUUCUUGAUGGAUGUAACAACUGUUUCUGUGGACGUUAUGGGUUUGGAUGUACGUUAAUGUUAUGUCUAGAUUACCAGCCACUGGAUUGUGAGAUUCAAGGACAGGUAAAGACACGUGUCUAUCAUUUGGCACUGACAUGUUUUAUUUCAACUACAUAAAUACUUUUAACUUUCAACACAUCUUACACAUCUGAGUUAUUUUGUAAAAUUAUUCCAGCGUUUAAUGACGUUUUCGUUGCUUUUAAGUUUUAUAAAAUUAUAGAAGGAAAACAUUUGACAUCACGUACUUCUCUAAGAUCUCAUUUAUUUAUGUUGUCAGCUAAAUAUUUUUAACAGCACUACAAAUACUAUGACAUCACAUACUCCUUUAAGACAUGAUUUAUCUUUGUUGUCAAUAAAAUGUAUUUAACAGCACUACAACCAUGACGCCAGCGUCCCAUCUGAUGUGUGCGGGGAAUGUCAUUGUUUGAAUGGCAACCUGGCAUGCACCAACUGCCCAGCUUUAAAUAUGGCAAGUCUUUUAUUUGCAGCAAGCCUAAAUUAUUCCUUAACAUAUAAUUUACAGUAUAUGAUAUAUAUAUAUAUAUAUAUAUAUAUAUAUAUACAUAAAAAUCAUAUUGUUUAUUGCAACUUAUUUAGUAAUGAGGUACCAACUUCCAUAUAAAACAAAACAUCGGUAGUUCUAAAUUGAUGACUGCAAGAUGGCGUUUCCUAAAUGUAACUUUUGUCACAAGAUGACUAUGUCUUUUGCAUUACUCUCUACCCAGUUAGCUUUACUUUUUAAACCAAACUACAGAAUUUAAUUUCAUGAACAAUGCUAAUGGGUAUACUAAUUAUUCACUAAUUACUUUUUAUUCAUGUUGACAAUUUAUCAAUUACUUGUUGGUAUAUUAUAUAUCAUUUGUUUGUAAUGUAAACAGAACGCUAGCAUCUUGUGAGGUGUUAUAAAUGUUUACAUCCUUCACAGAUUUUUAAGUGAUGUUGAGGGAAACGUAAUAGUUGAUGACAUCAUCAUGGGAAUAUAAACUGAAAUACUCUCGUAAUCGCAAUGUAUUUUUAUUUAAUAAGUGUUUGGCAACAGUUGAAUUAAUGGAGUCUUAUAAUAAAGUUGGAAAACAU
Messenger RNA from Lymnaea stagnalis (great pond snail), 10599 nucleotides. The record is from the annotation of a GenBank genome assembly. NCBI's taxonomy places the organism in Eukaryota, Metazoa, Mollusca, Gastropoda, Lymnaeidae.